AUGGAAAACAAUAGAACAAGAAAACAUCCAGCGUACUUAAAAGACUUUAUUCUAUCAUCUUUUGACAUGCAGAAGGAUUUUGAUUCAGUUACAGAAGCUGGACUAGGAGAUAUAAUUAAUUCUGAAAACGUGGUUCAACGUCAGACAUCAACACCGAAAUCAGACGAAGCAAGUGCUAGCGUUCGUUCAAAAUUACCUUCAUCUACGAACAUUGUGAGUGAACUUGAUAAAACAAUUCAAGAAUUGACAAUACAAAACAAAAUUUUGGAACGUGAUUUGUUGGCGAAACAACACGAGCUCCUUGUAGCCAAGAAAACAUCCGGUGGUAAAUCUUCAAGAACUAAAACGAAGGACAAUGGUAAAAAAGUUAAAACAUUAAAGCUUCCAUCGCUUAAUGAGUUACGGGAUCAAGAUAAAGUUGGAAAACAGACUAAAGAGCUUACUCGACAGCUGCUUAAUCAAUCUUCGUCCUCUUCCGAUGAUUCUGAUUUUUCAAAUGAUAACGACGAGGAUAAGGACAAAGCUCAAAUCAAAGGUCUUAAGUCCAGAAGAGCAGUUUUGCAGAAAGAGGUCAAGCUUGCUAAGGGUGCAGCCUUUCGGCCUGGUACUUAUUCUAAUUUGAAGAGUCAACUCAAUGCAUACCAUAUUUUUUGUGUUUAUUAUAAAUUUCGACCAUUUCCUUGUAUUAAGGACAUAGUGUGUGCUUAUGCAUGUUUUCUAUCUAAGAGUUUAAGCAGUUUUUCAUCUGUUAAGAAUUAUAUUUCUGGCAUUAAGACCUGUAGUCAACUUUUUGGUUUUACUGUGGAACCUUUUUUAUCUACAGAAUUCAAAUUGACUUUAAGAGGAUUGAGUCAUAAGAAUCAGCAUGUGGCUGUGUCAAAAUUACCAUUGUUACCUACACAUUUAAUUGAUAUUGUUAGGUUGUUGAAUAUUUAUGAUUAUUUAGAUGCUUGUUUAUGGUGUUUUCUAACGUUUGCUUUUUUUGGUAUGCUUAGGGCGUCAAACCUGGUCAGCAGAAGCUCUACAUCUUUUAAUUCCCGUGAACAAUUGAUCAGAGAUAAUGUUGUUGUUAGUGAAAAGGGUAUUCUCCUUUUAUUGAAAUGGUCAAAGACUAGACAAAACCAUGAUUACACCCAUCAGGUUUCUCUGUGUUGCUCAGUUGAGCCUUCAAUAUGUCCUGUUCGAGCUUAUAAGCAUCUUGUGUCUUUAAUACCUGGUGAUAAGAAUGCUCCCGUUUUUGCUUUACCUGUUCAUGGUAAAUUAUUGCCCUUAUCUAGAUCCGUUUUGUUGAACCGUUUUAGAGAGUUAAUUGUUCUUGUUGGUUUAGACCCUUCAGUUUAUUCUUUUCAUUCGCUGAGACACGGAGGGGCUACUUUAGCCACCAAGGCUGGCAUUCCUGAGAUUUUAUUGAAACAUCACGGAGACUGGAGAUCUGAUUGUUUUCAGACUUACAUUAAACAAGCUAGUGUUGAUAUGUAUCGGGUCACGUCAGCUAUGAAUUAUUUGAUUGGUAGUUAGUUUUAGGGUAUUUUGCCGGUGUAUUAUUAUAUUCUUGAUUUGAUGUUGU
This is a messenger RNA of Mytilus trossulus (common blue mussel), 1567 nucleotides long. RefSeq lists its product as uncharacterized. The transcript has 2 exons. Bases 1 to 1518 code for a protein of 505 amino acids. Gene Ontology annotation, molecular function: DNA binding. Gene Ontology annotation, biological process: DNA integration; DNA recombination. The record is from RefSeq and is a predicted model, not a curated record. NCBI's taxonomy places the organism in Eukaryota, Metazoa, Mollusca, Bivalvia, Mytilida, Mytilidae.